CAUGUGCGCCGACAGCGGCAACCUCAUGGCCAUCGCGCAGCAGGUGAUCCAGCAGCAGCAGCAGCACAACCAGCAGCAGCAGCGGCACCACCACCACCACCACCACCUCGCCCCGCCGCCCAUGCCGAUGCCGCCCGCCCCCGCGCCCCCGCACGCGCAGAUCCCGGGCUCGCUGCCGUUCGGGGCCGCCGGGUCCGCGGCCUGGCCCCAGGGAGAGAACUUCUUCUCCGACGUCUUCGGGGCGUCCGCCGCGGAUGCCGUUUUCUCCGACCUCGCCGCCGGCGCGGACUUCGACUCCGACGUGUGGAUGGAGAGCCUCAUAGGCGACGCCCCCGUGUUCCAGGACUCGGACCUCGACCGCCUCAUCUUCACCACCCCGCCCCCGGCCGAGGCCGAGGCGGAGGCCGUCGCGCGGGACGAGAAUGCGCCGGCCGCGCUCCCCCCGGUCGCCGCCACGGCGCAGGCGGCGUGUUCUUCCCCGGGCUCAGCCGACGCGUCCUGCUCCGCCCCCAUCCUCCAGUCCCUCCUCGCCUGCUCCCGCGCCGCGGCGGCCAGCCCAGGCCUCGCCGCCGCGGAGCUCGCCAAGGUCCGCGCCGCGGCCACCGAGUCCGGGGACCCCGCGGAGCGCGUGGCCUUCUACUUCUCCGACGCGCUCGCUCGCCGCCUCGCCUGCGGCGGCGCGGCGCAACUCGAUACGGCGUCCGACGCGCGGCUCGCCUCCGACGAGGUCACGCUCUGCUACAAGACGCUCAACGACGCCUGCCCCUACUCCAAGUUCGCGCACCUCACCGCCAACCAGGCCAUCCUGGAGGCCACGGGCGCGGCGACCAAGAUCCACAUCGUCGACUUCGGCAUCGUGCAGGGCAUCCAGUGGGCGGCGCUCCUCCAGGCGCUGGCCACGCGCCCCGAGGGGAAGCCGUCUCGGAUUCGCAUCUCCGGCGUCCCCUCGCCGUACCUGGGGCCGCACCCCGCGGCGUCCCUGGCCGCCACCAGCGCGCGCCUCCGCGACUUCGCGCAGCUUCUCGGGGUGGACUUCGAGUUUGUCCCGUUGCUCCGGCCGGUGCACGAGCUCGACCGGUCCGACUUCUCGGUCGACCCCGACGAGGUCGUGGCCGUCAACUUCAUGCUCCAGCUCUACCACCUGCUCGGCGACUCCGACGAGCCGGUGCGGCGACUCCUCCGCCUCGCCAAAUCGCUCGGCCCGGCGGUGGUCACCCUCGGGGAGUACGAGGUGAGCCUCAACCGCGCCGGCUUCGUCGACCGAUUCGCCAGCGCGCUCAGCUACUACCGGGCGGUGUUCGAGUCGCUGGACGUGGCGAUGGCGCGGGACUCCGAGGACAGGGCGACGCUGGAGCGGAGCAUGUUCGGGGAGCGCAUCCGCAGGGCCGUCGGGCCGCCCGAGGGCGCCGACAGGACCGACAGGAUGGCCGGCAGCGCCGAGUGGCAGGCGCUCAUGGAGUGGUGCGGCUUCCAGCCCGUCCGCCUCAGCAACUACGCCGAGAGCCAGGCCGAGCUCCUGCUCUGGGACUACGAUGCCAAGUACAAGUAUUCGCUCGUCCAGCUGCCGCCGGCGUUCCUCUCGCUCGCGUGGGAGAAGCGGCCUCUGCUCACCGUCUCCGCCUGGCGGUGACCCCUUCCUUCCGAAAUUAAUUAAUGGUAGCCAGGCUGAAUUUGUCCUUGCGUGAGCUAAUUCGGGGUUUUGUCGUCAAACCCUGGUGAUCUCCAUCGUAGUCGUGCAUUUCCAUUGUAGCCAAUCAAUCAAGGUGACCUCUGUAUUUUUCAUUAGUUGUUUUCUUACAAUGUAUUGACUUGACUGUAACUUGUCAAGCUGUACACUGUAUACUGUAUUUAGCACUGCAAUUGGAGGUUUGCAAAUGUGCAAUUCAGUAGCUGCACAUUUCCUUCGUAGCGAAUCAAUCAAAGCAAACAUAGCGUUGUCAGUUAUGUCUCAGAAAGUAUUAUGUAUAUUACUGUAUAUGUAUAUUAGCAACAAAUGUUUCCAUUCAACUGUUUGCUUUGAUAAAUUAUGUCUUGGAACUAUUUUCUCCCUGGACUUGUAUCUGAAUAAACAUGCUCUAACUUUA
Messenger RNA from Triticum dicoccoides, 2084 nucleotides. Its product is annotated as SCARECROW-LIKE protein 7-like. The record is from RefSeq and is a predicted model, not a curated record. Bases 2 to 1630 code for a protein of 542 amino acids. The transcript has 2 exons. NCBI's taxonomy places the organism in Eukaryota, Viridiplantae, Streptophyta, Magnoliopsida, Poales, Poaceae.